UUGACCGCAGAACGGAGCCGCAGGCCUUCGCAGCCGCAGCGUUUAGUCAACGCAUCCAUCAGUGCAAGAAAUGGUCAGAGGCCAUAUGGCUGCUCUCCACUGCGCCCUCCCGGCGCCACGUUGCGGACCUCAUCUGCCACGGUGCGGCCCUGGGACGGCGACGGCGGAAAGCGCCGUGGCGCCGGGCGGUGGCACUGCAAAGGAAGCUGCGGGGAGAGCGGAUGGAGUUGUCGUCCAUCUUCUACAACCUGCUGCUGGGUGCGCCAGAGGAAUGGCGGAAGAGCUUCCUGUUGCUCCAGGAGAUGCGACAAGAAGAGAUUGAGACCUCCGUUGUGUCGUUCAGCACCGUCAUGAGACCGGCGGCUGAAACCGAUGGCGGUUGGAGAAUGGCAUGGACCUUGCUGCGGAGUAUGCACUUUUCAGUCCGCCUGGAUGCCAUCAGCUACAGCUCUGCUAUGCCCAAGGCUGCAAGGUGGCCGCUGGUUCUGGCGCUGACCUCCCAGCUCCGCUGUGCGCUGGGCACGGAGGACGUGGUGCUUUGCAGCGACGCUGCCAGGUGCUGCGCCCGCCCCGAAGGCCUGGAAGGCCCCGAAGGGCGGUGGUGGAGGGCGAUGGAGAUGCUGACGGCGGCGAGAAAACGUGGGGUAGAGAUGAACGCCCUGGCCUUAAGUGCUGCCUGUGCUCAGUGGAUCGACGGCUUGCAGCUCUUGAGCUCCUCGCGCCGUGGACGCAUGGCUGUGAGUCGCGUGGUGCAAGGCAUGGCACAGGAUACCUGUGGUAAGGCUGAGCAGUGGCGCUGGGCCAUGCGCAUUUUUGAAGCCGAGAGGUUGGAUCCGGUCGGCUGCAGUAGCUGCAUCAGCGCCUGCAAGCACUGGCGGAUGGCGUUGACCUUCCUGGAGACCAGCAACUGCUUGGGACUGGAAGCCAGCAUCGAAUGCCUUAACGCCGCUGCUGCCAGCUCCGGCCGCUGGACGUGGCCGACGGCCCUCAGGCGGCUGCUGGACGUGAAGCUGCAGGCAAGCCUAGUGACCUUCAACCAAGCCCUGCAGCUUCCGGCCUGGCAAAAGUCCCUGCAGUUGCGGGAGAAGCUGGAGAUGAGCCAGCUGGAACCGGAUCAGGUCACCGUGACGAGCUUGGUGUCAACUCUGGGGCAAGGCCUCCAAUGGCAGCUGGCCAUGUUGCUGAAGCCGGAGGCCUCCACUAAGGCGCGAGGUGCUAUCGCCUCCAUCAGCAGCUGGCGCGAGGCUUUGAUGGAGGCCAGGAGCUGCAGGCCUGUGAUCAGCAGCAUCUUGCCCCGUUUAUGGCCGAAGUGGCGGACGGCUGGCCAAGUCUUGAAGGAUUUGACCGACUUAGGGAGCCUCCAAGUGGCAACCUACGGUGCAGCCGCCUUGAGCCUGGGCAGCAGCAGCUGGCGCUGGCCGCUGCAGCUGCUACGGGACAUGGCGUCGCAAGGCCUCGUGGCCAAUGCGCUGUCCCUGAACUCGGCCUUGGCCGGUGGAAGAUUCCCCUGGCCCCGCGCGCUGCAGCUGGCCAUGUGUGGAGCCUCCAACGACUAUGUAGUGAACUCGGCACUGGCCUGCAUGGCGCGGAGCACAAAAAGGGCCAUGAUGGGGAAUCCAGAGGCUGUCCAGGAGCACCUCUGCAAAUGUUUCGAUGCCAUCAGUUUCGUCACCUUUACCGAGGAAAAGAAGAAGGACAUCAUCGACAUGAAUGACAUGAUCAAAGAAAAGGUGCACGACACCGUGCCCUUCACCACUCCCGUGCAGACCUCUGGAAGCCCUGUGGAGAAGUGGUUGGGUGAUAUCGAACAACGCAUGGUGGAAAGCCUUCAUGCCGUGACCAAGGCAGCAGUGGGUGCAUACCCAGAGGAUGGCAUCAUCCGAAAGGAUUGGCUCUUUGGACCCUUCCCCGCCCAAUCGGCUCUGGCGGUGGAUCAGAUCAUGUGGACCAGCUGUGCUGAGGAGGCCUUGAAUCAGGUGGAAGCCGGCGAUGCCGAGGCCAUGAAGCGAAAUAUUGCCUUCACCAACAAGCAAAAGGAGCACAGUGUUGAUUUGGUCAGGUUGGACCUGACCAAGUUGCAACGCGUCUUGAUGGGUGCUCUCAUCGUGCUGGAUGUGCAUGGCAUCUCGGUUCUGGAGCAGAUCGAGGCUGCCAAGUGCAGGUCCGUCAACGACUUCGACUGGAGCAAGCAGCUUCGCUACUACUGGGCUCUGGAAGAUGUUUGUUCCUAUGCCUGGAGCUUGGGGAAAUGCCACAGGUCCGAUGGUACCAAGGCAUCUGACACGUGCAUCGUGAAACAAACCAUCGCCAACAUCAGGUACUCCUUCGAGUAUUUGGGCAACACUCCUCGACUGGUGGUGACACCCCUGACGGACAAGCACCUGAGCUCAGUAGCUUUUGUGAAUUGGGCAGGUGGACCACAGAAUUUGGGUGGACCUGUGAGUAUAUAUAUAUACAUAUAUAUAUACAUAUAUAUAGGCGUAGGCAUCAAAAAAAAAUAA
This is a messenger RNA of Cladocopium goreaui, 2501 nucleotides long. The record is from the annotation of a GenBank genome assembly. NCBI's taxonomy places the organism in Eukaryota, Dinophyceae, Suessiales, Symbiodiniaceae.